CAUAUUUUGUUUCCGUGUAACUAAUUUAGCACAUCGAGUCUUGUCAUACUACUACUUCAGUCUUGGGCACUAACAGUGUGCACUAGCCCUGCAAGUUGCAACAUUUAAUAAUUUGCAGAAAGAAGAGGAGAUCAAGAUUGCAUGCUUCUAGAGGACUUAGAAUGCAUCCUGGAGCCGACUGCUGAUGCACACUGGUAACCUGUGUGAACUACAUACUUGGCUGGUCUGCGUUAAAGGCCAGAGAUGUUCUUCAUCCUCAAGACGCCGAGGCUUCUUUGGCUAUUCGUUACACAAUGCAAGCUCAAAAGUAAAAGAGAGGAAACUACAAGGGACUUGUCCUCCUGUUGGUCGUGGAAACUAUGGAAAACCAUGUUUGAGUGAAAGUGCUCAUAGGUCCCCAUUUUUUAAUCCCCGUAAUAGUUUUCACACGAUACAUUCAGAACACAGCCCUGUGAAGCCAAGGAUUAUUACAGUGGUGAAACCUGGCGGACACACACUCAGAAGGAUAACCUUGCUUCUCAACAGGAGAUCGGUCCAGACCUUUGAACAGCUGAUGGCUGACAUAUCAGAAGCUCUGGGAUUUCCACGCUGGAAGAAUGACCGUGUGAGAAAGCUUUACAAUCUGAGAGGCAGAGAAAUCCGAAGUGUUUCUGACUUCUUCAGGGAAGGUGAUGCAUUCAUAGCCAUGGGGAGGGAGCCCCUCACUUUGAAGAACCUGGAGGUGGUAUUACAAGAACUUUAUCCUGAAAAUCCAUAUGCUGCCAGUGCUGCCAUUCAGGAGAAUGAGGAGCAGUCACAAAAACUGAAGAGCAGGCUGUAUGACAAGGCUUCAAAAGUGGACAGUGGCUUUGAUGAGACAGAAAUUACCAAGAACUGCAGUGAAGACAUGUCUCCCAAACUGGUAGUUAGACAUGAAGGAAAAAGUCAAGCCAAGACAAAGCAAGAAGAAAAAAUGAGAAUCAAAAAAAAGUGGACUAGAGAGAGCUGGGGUAGUGAGCAAGGAGUGAAGCCUUCUAGAAAAACCCGAGAAAGUGAGAGGUACCUUAACCAUGAGAGGAGUCCUGAGGAGGGAUUAGAAGAGAGUUCAGAGGAGGUGGUGAGGUGUGAGAAGUGCGAACAGGAAAGGCAGGCCAGGCAAAAGUUACAAAGGGAAAGGCAGGCUGAGGCCUCAUUUGAGAACAGAGACCUGAACACAGGUGCAUGUCAGAGGUACCAUGUAGAAAGAAAUGCAAAGAUCAGGAAUUGCCGAAAAUCUUCAGAAACUUGUCUGGAAGGUGAGGAAGUUGGUUGGAAAGAUAAUGGCUGUAGGAGGACAUGGAAGUCCCUACAUAGGAAUGUUAAUGAAGAGCUGGAGAAGCAAAAAAGGAGCAUUGAGAAGGAAAGGGAUGUGGAGAAACAUGAAAACCAUGGGAAGGAAGUAGUAAAAAUCAAGAAGAAUGCUCUAGAAGGGCUGCAGCUAACUCAUGAAGCAAAGGAAGAGGAUGGAAGUAGCUGUGUAAUGAACCAAAGUGGUUGGCUAAAGAAAGACACUCUGAGGGAUGCUGAGAAACUAUCUAAAACACAUAGGGAGGGCAGAGAGGGACAAAGGGCUAAAGAGGAGGGUGCCAGAAGAGAGGGGAAUAUCAUGCGUAGAGAGAGUGACAUGAUGCGACGAGAAAAAACAGGGGAGCGCAGAGUGAAUAAAGAAGAAAACAGGCCUCAGGGAUUGGAAAACACAAGCCGGAGGCAUGCCAUUAAAAACAGAGCUGAUGUGGAAAAACACUAUGAGAUUGGCAGAACUAUCGGGGAUGGAAACUUUGCAGUGGUGAAGGAAUGUCGGCACUGUGACUCCAAUCAGAUCUAUGCCAUGAAAAUUGUUGAUAAAUCCAAGCUGAAGGGGAAAGAGGACAUGAUGGAAAGUGAAAUUCUGAUCAUUAGGAGUCUCUCUCAUCCCAAUAUAGUAAGCUUAAUUGAAGUGUAUGAGACAGAAGCUGAGAUCUACCUAAUCCUAGAGUAUGUCCCAGGAGGGGACUUAUUUGAUGCAAUCAUAGAAAGUGUGAAGUUCACGGAACAUGAUGCUGCUGUCAUGAUCACUGACCUGUGUGAAGCACUGGUUUAUAUCCACAGCAAGAACAUUGUCCACAGGGACCUCAAACCAGAGAAUCUUUUGGUUCAGCAUAAUGCAGAUAAGUCUACUACACUGAAACUAGCAGAUUUUGGCCUUGCAAAGCAAGUUACAAAACCCAUAUUUACUGUGUGUGGAACACCAACGUAUGUUGCCCCCGAAAUACUUGCUGAGAAGGGCUAUGGGCUCGAAGUAGAUAUGUGGGCAGCUGGAGUGAUCCUUUACAUUCUGCUCUGCGGUUUUCCCCCUUUUCGCAGUCAGGAACGUGAUCAGGAAGAGCUGUUUCAGAUCAUACAGCUUGGUCACUAUGAGUUCCUUUCCCCAUACUGGGACAAUAUUUCUGCAGCAGCAAAAGACCUCAUAACCAGGCUGUUGAUAGUGGAUCCCCAGAAACGCUACACAGCACGACAAGUGCUUCAGCACCCUUGGAUCAGAACAGCUGGAAAAACUAACAGCAGAAAUUUGCAGAGAGAAGUGACAAUAAACAUCGAGCGUCAUUUCCGGUCCCAGCGCCGGAAGGAAGUUGUGGAUGAGGACACGUGAAAUGUCUUUAAGCUCUUUUAGUUUUCUUUUUAUUGAUUAACAAAUUAUUUAUGUUUUCUUUUCUAAAUUAAUUGGGCCUUUAGUGUAUAGUUGUUGCUGGCCAUUGCUAUGCUUUUUUUUUUUUUUUGAUUCUGAGAUUCUGAAGGACAGAGAUCAAAUUUGCAUCUACUUCCCUCUGAUGUUACUUGAGUCUCUCUGUUGACAGCAGUGGGGACUAGAUAUUUCCUGGAGGGUAUCUAUUAUUUUUUUUUUAAUACUGAUUUGGGCUUUUACAUUAUGUAU
Messenger RNA from Haliaeetus leucocephalus (bald eagle), 2929 nucleotides. It is a transcript of the gene DCLK3, whose product is annotated as doublecortin-like kinase 3. The transcript has 5 exons. Gene Ontology annotation, biological process: protein phosphorylation; intracellular signal transduction. The record is from RefSeq and is a predicted model, not a curated record. Bases 185 to 2647 code for a protein of 820 amino acids. Gene Ontology annotation, molecular function: protein kinase activity; ATP binding. Lineage: Eukaryota; Metazoa; Chordata; Aves; Accipitriformes; Accipitridae.